AUGGGAAAACGCCGCAAACGCUCUCACGACGAGUACGAGGCUGACAAUCUCAUGGGCGUUGGUGAUGCCUUGUCACGACUCAAAGAUGAAGCCUCUGGCGUCCCGCAGUCUUCAAGUACCGGAAUGGCGAACGACGAUGAUGCAGGGGCCGAGUGGCAGACGGUAGAUCACCGCGCGAAGAGGCGUAAGAAGCCUGCAAGCAAGGAAAAGGGCAAUUAUCCCUCAAUAGCCCACUCGGUUCACUCGCGACUUCAAAGUUUCGUCAAGAUUGGAGAUUUGCAGAACCUUGCGCUGUACUUGCUCGCCGAUGGCACCGCGCCGCAGUGGUGCUCUGUUCGACAUCAUGCGAAUGUCAAGAAAGUGGUGGUCUUGAUGGUCCCGGGUUUGGAGGCAGAAAUGUUCAAUGGCAAGAUUCCUUUGUCGAAGGCGGAGCCAGAAGUGAAGACGGAAGACGGAGAACCGACCACUCAGCCGCCUGCCAAUGGAGCAGCAUUGUCAUCAACGUUGGCCGGAGCUGAUACUGACAGAUCUGAAGAAGGUCAGACAAAUUCUGGCAAACCGAGAUCGCCAGACGACUACUACCCGUCGCCACUUGACAACGGUCGACUGCCGGAGUGCCUCAAGCCAUUUGGUGAUGUCUUUGAGCAUCUGUGGCCCAUCAAGACCCCGGGAGACGACAAAUAUGCCAAGAUGCACUCUCCACUGGCUGCAAUGCUCACUGCUCCCAUGAGUAAGACAAAGGAUGAGAAGAAAGGCAAGGGACCUCAGCCUGUGACUGAAGGCCGUGGUUGGAAGAACCAGCGAACGCCAGUGACCGAAUUCCUCGCCUCGACCGAGGAGCUGACCGAAGAGGGCUAUACACUGCAUCCUGCACACUUCUCAGAUGCGUCGACAGUAGAAGCUGAGGCCGCUCGUCGGAUAUCUACGAAGACAUCUACCGAUCACGGUUGGGUGGAUACGAAGAACAUCCCAACACUUGAGACUGGCACCAUCGCAGAGAAAGACAUCGAGAAAGGCGCUGUCACAGCAGGUAGGAAGGUGCUUGCAAUGGACUGCGAAAUGUGCAUUACCUCGCCUGAAGGCCAGACACCUCAAGUGUUCAGCCUGACCAGAGUGUCGAUCAUCAAUUGGGACGGUGAAGUCGUGCUUGAUGAGCUUGUGAAACCCGCGGACUCCAUCACCAAUUACUUGACACCAUACUCUGGGAUUACCGCUUCGAUGCUAGAAGGUGUCGCCACAACCCUCGAAGACAUUCAACAAAAGCUUCUCACCAUCCUUACACCCGAUACGAUCCUCAUUGGUCACUCGCUCAACAGCGACUUCAACGCCCUCCAGAUCACCCAUCCAUAUGUAAUCGACACGACCCUCAUCUUCCCUCACCCGCGUGGCCCACCCCUCAAAUCCUCCCUCAAAUGGCUCGCCCAGAAGUAUCUCAACCGCGAAAUUCAGAAAGGCCACGGCUCCACCGGACACAACAGCAUCGAAGACGCCCGCGCCUGCCUCGACCUUGUCAAACAGAAAUGCGAAAAGGGCAAAGCAUGGGGCACCUCCGAAGCCAGCGGCGAAAGCAUCUUCAAGCGUCUCGCUCGUGCCUCACGACCAAAGAGAGACAAGGCAAAUCCUUCCGGCGACGAUGAGCCUCGCUAUGGUGCAGUCAUCGACUGGGGCGAACCCACUCGUGGGUAUGGAGCUCAAGCGAAAGUCACCAUCGGCUGUGAAAGCGACGCCGAAGUCGUGGCAGGGAUUGAACGCGCCCUCGCCAGCGACGAGACCAACUCUUCCAUCCCUCCAGGCGGCUGCGACUUCAUCUGGGCCCGCUUCCGCGAACUCGAAGCUCAUCGAGGCUGGUGGUCACGCUCCAAAGCCGUCGACUCGGAGGCCUUACGCACCAAUACCACCUCAGCCGCGACCGCCACCACGCUCGAAGCUACAGUGGCCGCGACCGCGCAGCGCAUCAAAGAAGUCUACGACGGUCUCCCAGCAUGCAGCGUGAUGAUUGUGUACAGCGGCUCGGCGGAUCCGCGUGAAUUGAAUGAGAUGCAGGCUAUGCAGGCGAAGUUCAAGGCUGAAUAUCGCCUGAAGAAGUGGGAUGAGUUGAGUGUCAAGUGGACGGAUGUGGAGGAGCAGAAGCUGAGGCGGGCGUGUGAGAAGGCGAGGAAAGGGGUGGGAUUUGUGGCUGUUAAAUGA
Messenger RNA from Zymoseptoria tritici IPO323, 2187 nucleotides. RefSeq lists its product as uncharacterized. The transcript has a single exon. Gene Ontology annotation, molecular function: exonuclease activity; nucleic acid binding. NCBI's taxonomy places the organism in Eukaryota, Fungi, Ascomycota, Dothideomycetes, Mycosphaerellales, Mycosphaerellaceae. The record is from RefSeq and is a predicted model, not a curated record. Gene Ontology annotation, cellular component: nucleus. Bases 1 to 2187 code for a protein of 728 amino acids.